Babesia bigemina is the source of this 696-nucleotide messenger RNA. RefSeq lists its product as hypothetical. Bases 1 to 696 code for a protein of 231 amino acids. NCBI's taxonomy places the organism in Eukaryota, Apicomplexa, Aconoidasida, Piroplasmida, Babesiidae. The transcript has 5 exons. The record is from RefSeq and is a predicted model, not a curated record.
AUGGCGGAAGAAAAUCUUUUGUACACGGGGCUCAUAAACCUAAGUACAGAACAUGUAUUGGCCUGCUAUCCUAGAAGUGCAGCGCGUGGCACUGGUCUUAUCGUAGAGGAAGGCCUGGAACAUGUAUACGAGGAUGCAACGACAAAGGAGCCUGGUACUGACUUGCAAGAAAUACAAUUAGAGAACAUCACAAUCUACUACCAGACGGAUGACGAAGACAAAUUAGCAGUCUUGGUCAUGGUGAACGCAGAGGACUACCCAGAAAGGCUCGUUCAGAACAUGAUACAGGAAAUAUGGAGGACCGUGCGCCUAUUGGUCGAUCAGAAAGGCACAGUCGAUUUCAAAUCCAGGACCGUGCAACUACCGCUCUCCGCACAAUUGGCACGCACCUUCAAACGCUACAACAUGGAGUUUGAAACCGACAAGGUGCUUAAAGCCCAAGCAAAGGUGCAAGGUGCCACAGAAGCGGUGCAAGAGUCUAUACAAAAGAUCAUCGAUAACUGCGCAAACAUGCAGCAGCUGAAAGAGAUGUCGCAAACACUCAAAACCAAGGCUAUUGUGGUUAAGCAGUACCGCUGUCUUUUCGCUGAGAGAAAACGCAUAUGCGUGCAGUACAUCUCGUUCGGGGUCAUCAUAGUUAUCGUCGUAGCACUCUACAUAGCGCUGCCUAUCGUGCUGUCAGAAAGCAAAAAGUAG